CACCCAAGCUGCAGGGAAAAGAUAAGUAUAGCGCUUUACAAUGACAACCAUGAUAGGAAGAGAGGAUGGCGCGGAUGAAAAGCCCAAAGUCAAGAUGCUGGCGCCUGCAUUUGGGAUCGAUAAAUCACGACUUCAUGGAUCUGGGUUUAGGUCUAAAGGCUUUGCCAUCACGGACCUACUGGGUCUUGAAACGGAUCUCCAGCCUCGCCCAUCCGGACCUUAUGGAGUAAGAGGACACGGGGAUGUUCAGAGCGCUGGGAUGGGAUUCCCUUUCGCUGGAGGAUCCUUGCCUCUUGGUCUGGGGUUCCUGUGCAGUUUGGCGGCUCAGCAACCUCCGGGGGGGCCCUGCUUCCUACCGAGUCACAUACCCCUCCUUCAGUCCAGGACGGAGAGCCAUUUCAUGCAGAAUAUGGAGCAACAAAGAGACGUCUACUCUGAUGACGAAUGUCUCUCUGGUGAACGAAACGAUUCGAAAAACUCAGGGAACUCACAGAAGAGAAAGAAAAGGAGGCACAGAACUGUGUUCACUUCUCAUCAACUGGAGGAGCUGGAAAAGGCAUUCCACGAGGCACAUUACCCAGAUGUGUAUGCCAGGGAAAUGUUAGCAAUGAAGACAGAAUUGCCUGAGGACAGAAUACAGGUUUGGUUUCAGAAUCGUCGGGCCAAGUGGAGGAAACGUGAGAAGUGCUGGGGACGCAGCAGUGUGAUGGCAGAGUAUGGGCUCUACGGUGCCAUGGUCCGCCACUCCAUCCCUCUGCCAGAAUCAAUCAUCAACUCCGCCAAAAGCGGGAUGAUGGGCUCCUGUGCUCCCUGGCUUCUAGGUGAGCCAGCAGGAAUGCACAAGAAGUCCAUGGAUAUAGUAAAGAAGUCCCCGGGAAUGCCAGAGUUUACCCACUCGGAUACUAACUCCGAGGAAACUAAAGGGAAAGACAACGACGUGUCCUGGCCAAAUCGCUCUCGUGGUAUAGACGACAGCGAGGACAUGGCAAUAGACCUAUCCAGCACCUCUAAGCAGGACAGCAGCAAGAGCACUUUGAAGUCAUCGUCACCCCAAAGGGAUCCCAUUCGCAACAGUGAUUCAGACGAUGAAAGCUAAAUGAAUCCCGGUUGCAGACAGUGAGCUUGGACAUUUGCGUGGAAAUUAUGCUCACCUGGAAGACAAUUAUUUUCCAAAGAUGCGCAACAUUCCCAUCACAUAAGGGGUGUACAGUGUACUUGUCUUAUUUCUUAAUUACUUGUAUUUGGACAUAUGUUUUAUAAAGUUGUUUGGUUUUAAAUAUAAGAAAAUAUUUCAUGUUUUA
Oncorhynchus gorbuscha (pink salmon) is the source of this 1301-nucleotide messenger RNA. Its product is annotated as visual system homeobox 1-like. Gene Ontology annotation, molecular function: transcription cis-regulatory region binding; DNA-binding transcription factor activity, RNA polymerase II-specific. The record is from RefSeq and is a predicted model, not a curated record. Gene Ontology annotation, biological process: regulation of DNA-templated transcription. Gene Ontology annotation, cellular component: nucleus. The coding region runs from base 41 to 1096 and encodes 351 amino acids. NCBI's taxonomy places the organism in Eukaryota, Metazoa, Chordata, Actinopteri, Salmoniformes, Salmonidae. The transcript has 5 exons.